CCCCCGACGGUCACCGAACUGGAGAUCGAGAGUCUGGGGAGAUUGCGGCACAAGAACUUGGUGAACCUUCAAGGUUGGUGUAAGCAGAGGAGCGAUCUCCUUCUCGUCUACGAUUACAUUCCGAAUGGGAGCCUGGAUUUCUUCCUCUACGGCGGCGGCGGGCAGCGAUGUUUGAGCUGGGAGCAGAGGUUUAGGGUUUUGAAAGGGAUUGUCGCGGGGUUGCUUUACCUGCACGAGGAAUGGGAGCAGGUUGUGAUCCACAGGGACGUCAAGUCCAGCAAUGUGUUGAUCGACGGCGAGAUGAACGGCCGCCUCGGGGACUUCGGGCUAGCCAGGCUGUACAACCACAGAACGGCGGCGUCGCACACGACCAAUGUCGUCGGGACGGUCGGGUACAUCGCACCCGAAUCGGCCCGAACAGGGAAGGCGUCGACCCGGUCCGACGUGUUCGCGUUUGGGGUUCUACUGCUGGGCGACUUUAUACUGGUGGACUGGGUGACUGAGUGCCUGCAAAUGGGGAGUGUUCUGGACGCGGCUGAUGCACGGCUGGAGCGGCGGUAUGUGGCAGAGGAAAUGGAGAUGGUUCUAGGGUUGGGGCUCAUUUGCUCGCACCAAAGGCAGGAGUCGAGACCCACGAUGAGACAAGUGGUGAGAUAUCUGAAUUGCGAGGACCAGCUCCCAACCGUCGACCGGCGUGGGUACACCGAUGACGACGCUCUUGGAAGUGCUCGCCGGGCGAACUCAAGAUUGCAAACCGGAUCCGGUGACUGUCGGGGGAAGAACGAUUGGGAAAGGGAUGAGGGUUGUGUGGUCCGAGUGAGGAGAGAGAGAGGAUAA
Messenger RNA from Linum tenue, 837 nucleotides. The record is from the annotation of a GenBank genome assembly. NCBI's taxonomy places the organism in Eukaryota, Viridiplantae, Streptophyta, Magnoliopsida, Malpighiales, Linaceae.